This is a messenger RNA of Trichoderma virens Gv29-8, 774 nucleotides long. RefSeq lists its product as uncharacterized. Bases 1 to 774 code for a protein of 257 amino acids. Lineage: Eukaryota; Fungi; Ascomycota; Sordariomycetes; Hypocreales; Hypocreaceae. The transcript has 2 exons. The record is from RefSeq and is a predicted model, not a curated record. Gene Ontology annotation, cellular component: extracellular region.
AUGCACUUGAACAACAUCUUCUCCACCCUCGCAACCACCGCCUCCGCAGUCAACGCCAUGGGCAUAAACUGCCAAGGCAGCGCCCUCUGCGUAGGCAGCAACGGCGAACUAUCCUCUGCCCUCGACCAGCUCCGAGGAAUGGACCAGAACCAGCAGUUCACAGACGGACAGCACAUCACCUGCGUCGGGUCUCCCGUCAGCCUCGGCAACCCUUCGCUGUGCCUCUUCUACCAGAAGACGGGGCGGUCGUGGACAGUCGCCCAGACUGUCCGGUUUGUCCAGGCUCUUUUGGACCACGGCUGCGAAGGUUGUGGCAGCAUCCCUGUGGAUUCAGGCAACAAUGUGCAGAACGGCAUGCUCACUGCCAACAUGGUGGCCGCUAUGGGCGGGCCACCUCCGUCUCGUCGUGGCAUGGACAUAGUCAGGGCGGUCUCUCAAAAGGAAAAGCCAGCCGACGAAAACGCCGCCAUCAAGAAGAGAGGCACCACCACCACCCCAAGCCUCGCAAAGCGUCUGGGCAUCAACUGCCAGGGUAGCUCUACAUGCCAAGUAGGUGGCAUCUUCAACACACCCGCGGGAACUCUGGACGACCUCGGCAACUCCAUCGCCGGUGGCCCCGACGGGCUCUGGGGCGACGGACAGCAGAUCGGCUGCAUCGCGCAUGUCACUGGCCGGCUCUGCGCAUUUUACCAAAACCGUGUCUGUGGGAGUGUUCCGACUAAUGAUGGCAAUAAUGUUGUUAAUGGCCAGUUGACUGUCAACUACGUUGCCUAA